This is a messenger RNA of Ophidiomyces ophidiicola, 2280 nucleotides long. RefSeq lists its product as uncharacterized. Gene Ontology annotation, molecular function: DNA-binding transcription factor activity, RNA polymerase II-specific; transcription cis-regulatory region binding; zinc ion binding. The record is from RefSeq and is a predicted model, not a curated record. Gene Ontology annotation, cellular component: nucleus. NCBI's taxonomy places the organism in Eukaryota, Fungi, Ascomycota, Eurotiomycetes, Onygenales, Onygenaceae. The transcript has 6 exons. Bases 1 to 2280 code for a protein of 759 amino acids. Gene Ontology annotation, biological process: regulation of DNA-templated transcription; DNA-templated transcription.
AUGCGACCCACUACGUCUGAAAGCAAUAACGACUUCAUCGUCAGCCCGUUGAGAGGUGCCACAAACCCACCAGGCGGCGCUGCUGCAGGCAGACCUAUCACGGGAAAGCGGCGCCAUGUUUCCAUUGGUGGCCAGAGUGGUUCGCCAGGGAGUGCAGAUGGGGAGGAGGAGGCCCAGGAUGACAAGAAGAAGCACCCAGUUAAACGUGCCUGUAAUGAAUGUCGUCAACAAAAGUUACGCUGUGACGUGAUCCAAGAACCGUUUACCAUAUGCACUCGAUGUCGCCGGUUAAAGCUAGAUUGCAAAAUCCAAUCUACCUUCAAACGAAUUGGAAAAAGAAGCAGGAAUGCUCAGAUGGAGCGUGAGCUCAUUGAGCUCAGGAAACAAAUAGCCAACGUCAAUGCUGCAGCCAAUUCACAGCAGUUUGUCUCUCACCAACACUCUCCAUCCAGCCGUGGCUCCCCACCCAUGCCAAUAAGCUAUACUACCACUCCAAGGACAGUCAAUCAAAGCUCAGCCAUGCUUCCCGCUGAUGAUUAUAUGAGACCUCAUGAAGCUGUUGCAUCCCUCCUUGACCUUAGGUCAGGAUUGGAUUCAUCUAGUUACAUUAGAAGCUCUAGCGGACAAUCGAUACCACAAAAACGAAUUGAAGAUGUCUCUAUCUCUGCGGAAAAAGUCGCUGAGCUAUUCGACAGAUUUUUCACAUUUUACCACCCUUUCCUUCCGUUCCUCGAUCGUGAUAAGUCGCCUGAUGAUUAUGCUUCGACAUUCCCUUUGCUAUUCUGGACUAUUAUCAGUGUCGGUGCUCGACGAUAUCAAAGCGAUGCUCUUUUUCUAAAUGCGCUUUCAGGGCCUGUGAUGAGAUCUGUGUGGAGUACUAUAGCUGAUGUGCCCCAAAGUUACCAUAUUAUUAAAGCACUGGCUCUACUUUGUACUUGGCCAUUCCCAACAAGCAGUACAUCCACAGAUCCUACCUUCAUGCUGUGCGGUAUUAUGAUGCAUAUCGCCAUGCAGAUCGGCUUACAUCGCCCAUCACAUGCACAGGAUUUCACCAAGUUCAGAGUGGAACUCAGAGAAGGUGAAUUGAAAGAUCGUGUUCGGACAUGGGCAAUCUGUAAUGUUGUCUCUCAAAGGGUUGCAACUGGGUAUGGUCAACCUCCAAUAACGUUAUUCGAUUGGACACUAUCCUCCAGGAAUGCAGGCGACCCAACUUUCAGGCUACCCGCAGACAUUCAAUCAAGAUUGGAAAUAGAAAAAUUUUCCGACAAGGUGACAAAAGCUCUUUACAGUAGCCAUCGUGAUCCUGUCGGCGUGGUAAAUGACGAUGAACGUACGGUUAUGACAUCUGUUCUUUCAAGAGAUUUUGAAGAUCUGGAAAGCAGGCUUCUGCUGGAGCACGAUCCAAUCACUCGCAUAUACCUUCGAGCUGCCGGAUUGCAUUUGCAUCUAGCUAUCUUUUUCGAUGACCCUACUACCAAAAAUUAUCUUCAGGGGCUUUCGUCUCUUUACGUCGCAACUACUGCCUUUCUCGAGACUGCUUUAGGUCUAGAAUCUACAGUAGGACCUGGUCUAAGCUAUAGCCCAAACUACAUCUACCAGAUGACUCUUGCUGCCGGUUUCACGCUGCUUAAACUGUGCAAAAGCUUCUUUGCCAUCCACAUUGAUAUGGACUACACGAAGUCACUCUUUAACCGCACCAUCUGGGCUUUGCGUAGCAUGUCAGUUUCAAACAAUGACCUGCCUGUGCGCUUAGCUGAAGUACUAGCCCAAUUGUGGAAGAUGGGAAGUUUACCACCGCCCCAACAAGCGGACAAUAAGGGCAGUGGGGCAGGUCAAUCGGAAAAGGACGACACUCUGCGCUUAAAGGUCCGUUGUCGCAUGAGCAUGUCGCUUGUGUAUGACUCUGUUUGGCGCUGGAGAGAAGAUUUUCAGGCACGCGGGAAGAACCUAGAGACCUACCUAAGAAACCCAACAAAUCCAGAUUCUGGCGGCGACUCUUCCUCCUCUUCUAUAUCUCACCUGCGCACCUCGGCUUCUACCCCGGGAGCUUUAGGAAGUGCGGACCCUAGCCUUGCCCCCCCCCCGCCAGCUCCCCUCGCGGCAAUUGGAAGUCUUGGAACACCUACCGGGGGAAAUUCGGCCACCAUGGGUUUACCCAGCGGGUUUCUAGAACCAAACUAUGAGGUUUUUGAUCCUCUCAACUGGAUUUUGGACGGUUUGGUCGAUUUUCCAUAUCCUUAUGGUGUAGGUCAGGGUAUUGAAGCUCAAGGUGUUACAUAA